AUGUCGUCGGCUACUCAAAACGCUCAGGCUGGAAGGGCCAUAGCGUCCUUCAUCUUCUUACCCGACAUCAAAUCCUCAGGACGCAAGCUUCUGUACGAAAUCGAACAAGCAACGAAGCCAUAUACGUUGGCAAGCAUUAUGGGGCAGGCGAGAUACGUCAUGUGCGACCUACCGUUUUAUGAUACUCGGGAGACAGCUGGCACAGACCAAAGCGCAGUCUAUGACCCUGCUAUUAAACGUCGCUGGUACUUGACUGACGACCCUAUCGGGGCCGACGACACGGCAACUGCGAGCCAAUGGAAGGACCUUAGUAUUUGUAUCAACGAGAUCAAGACUAUAGUCUUCAGAGAGGCUACGAUAGUCGGUCGAGAAAACGUCUUCCUUGUGGGGUUUGGAAUAGGAUUCGCGGUUGCGACGGCGUUUCUCUUUCAAUCGGAAGAGCGCAUUGGGGGGCUUUUGGGUGUUCACCCCGUGAUGCCGUUUCACAUUGAUCUGAAAUACAUUGCGAUAGAUGGACAGACAAAGGCAGUGGAGAACGCUCGGUCGAAGAUGCCUAAUAAGGAUGAAAGCAGCUCUGAACAGGAUGAAGCCAACUCUGAAGCCUCGGCUGCAACUGUUGAUGUCGAUCGCGGCAAUGAACAGACUCACGAAGCGAGACGCGCGCGAUUGAUGGGAUUCCUCACAUAUCUUACUACUCGGUGGGAAGCGCCUACCCACAAGAGAUACAUCGAUCGUACAGACGCUUCUACACCCGUGGUAUUAAUCCAUGGCUUGGACGAUGAGCAAAUUCACUUUAAGCAUGCGAAACACUCCGUGGCGAUGUUUUGGCAUCUUGGUUACACGGCUAAACUGAAGAUCAUGGAUGGAGAGGGCCACAAGCUGACUCGGAACAUGAUUGGAGAGCUUUUUAACAGGUUUAUGAUGCAAAACUUGGGGAAUGAAGCGGUGAGGGCACAUCUUGGCGGGCUACUUUGGGAGGGAAUUUUCGAACGUUGGUGCAAUGAAUGUUAG
Trichoderma harzianum CBS 226.95 is the source of this 1011-nucleotide messenger RNA. RefSeq lists its product as hypothetical. Lineage: Eukaryota; Fungi; Ascomycota; Sordariomycetes; Hypocreales; Hypocreaceae. The record is from RefSeq and is a predicted model, not a curated record. The coding region runs from base 1 to 1011 and encodes 336 amino acids. The transcript has a single exon.